Molecule: messenger RNA, 4259 nt
Organism: Ictalurus furcatus (blue catfish)
Lineage: Eukaryota; Metazoa; Chordata; Actinopteri; Siluriformes; Ictaluridae
Product: collagen alpha-5(IV) chain-like
Exons: 33
Coding region: 1-4170 (1389 amino acids)
Cellular component (GO): collagen trimer
Molecular function (GO): extracellular matrix structural constituent
Source: RefSeq, a predicted model, not a curated record
AUGGUCCACCUGGUGCUCCUGGCUGUGAUGGUGCAAAGGGAGAAGAAGGCUCUCCUGGCCCACACGGUGUACCAGGUUCACCAGGACACGGAGGGCCACCUGGCUGGCCAGGGCCAAAGGGUGACCCUGGAGACGUGGGAGAAAGAGGCUGUGACGGGACGCCCGGGCUCCUCCUUUCGGAAAGGUGAAAAGGGGGACAAAGGUGACCAAGGGGAGGAGGGUAAAAAAGGGGCUCGUGGUCCUCCAGGCUACAUACCUGGCCCACCAGGACUCAAGGUUGCUAGAUGUCUGCUCAAGGGAUAUGAGGGAGAUGCUGGUUGUGAAGGACAGCCUGGGCCACCUGGUAUGAAAGGUUCACAUGUCCUUGGACCCACGGGGCCACGGGGUCCGCCAGGUCAAAUAGGACCCAAAGGGGAGAAGGGUAAUGCAGCACCAGAUCAGACUGGACCUCCAGGUAAAGAUGGUCCUCAAGGAGUACAGGGGCCUCGUGGAGACCCAGGACCUCCAGGCCCAGUGAUAAAGGGGAGGCCUGUUAUGAAUGUUGCUAUGGACUACAAGGUCCUCAUGGCCCACCAGGCCAUCGAGGCCUUCCAGAGUCAUUGUCCAAAUUUGUUUCUUAAUUGUCUGAAGGGAUCUCCAGGGCCACCUGGACUCCAGGGUGUACCAGGAGAGAAGGGAAGUGGAGGAAGCUCUUGUCACAUUGGAAUGAAGGGAGAUAAGGGGUUUCCAGGCUUACCAGGCCUCCCUGGUCAAGAUGGUCUCCAUGGUUCACCAGGACGUCCUGGAUCUAAGGGACCACCUGGGGCCAAGGGUGACUCAGUAAGUAGUACUGCACCUCAAAGGACAUUUUCUUUUAAAAUUAUUUGCAUUUAUCUGCCUAACUAUAGAUUGAUGUUUUGCUUGGCCCCAUGGGAGAUCCAGGACCUGCUGGGUUACCAGGGAUUCAAGGAAACCCUGGGCCAAAUGGGCCACCAGGUCCUCCAGGAUUUGGAGUACCUGGAUUUCCUGGACAGAAAGGCAAGCAUGGAGUUCAAGGCAUCAGAGGCCCACCUGGACCUCCAGGUGAGAAAGGAGAGUGUAGUAGAAGUGGCACAGGAUAUCCAAGUUCAAAAGGCCAGAAGGGACUUCCAGGGCAGUCCUGGACCCCCAGGUCAUCCAGGCACUCCAGGCUUCCGUGGUCCAAAGGGAGACAGAGGCACUUUAUUGCAUACAAAUGUUGGACCACCAGGGAUCAAAGGUAAUAAAGGCCAGUCAGGGCUACCAGGAGUUCCCGGAAUCGGCUUAAAUGGACUACCUGGACCAGUGGGACCAUCGGGAAUACCAGGGUCAAAGGGUGAACCUGGAUAUGGCCCACCAGGGCUAGAAGGACUGGCAGGAAUUCCAGGUGAACCAGGUGUUAAAGGUCUACCAGGAGACCCAGGUGUUCCUGGUUUCCCUGGACCAUUUGGAAUCACAGGAAAGCCAGGGGAAUCAGGCCCCAAAGGAAAUAAAGGUGCAACGGGUGUUCAGGGAUUACCAGGUGAACCAGGUGACUGUCACCUAGCAACUGGUACACCAGGAAUUCCAGGAAGUAGAGGUCAACUAGGCUCCAGAGGACCAAGUGGACAGAAAGGCAUUAGGGGGAGCCCCGGUGUGCCAGGCUUUGGUAAGUCUGGUCCACCUGGACCCCUGGGACCACCUGGGUCCUCAACACCGGGAGCACCAGGGCCUCCUGGAAUACAAGGUCUCACAGGGCCAAAUGGACAUCCUGGUGUACCAGGACCCAAAGGUGAGCGGGGGCCACCAGGACCAUCAGGUGUUGAAGGCCCAUAUGGCGCCUUUGGACCCACUGGACCCCCUGGACCCAAAGGGUCUCAGGGAUUGUCUGGAGAAAGAGGUCAGAAAGGGCUUCCUGGUGUUCAUGGAGAUCCUGGAGUAUCUGGGCCUCAUGGUCUUUCCAUGGUGGAACAUGGGCCUAUAGGAGACCCAGGUCCACCAGGUCCCCAAGGUAUGAAAGGAGAGCCAGGUGAACCCGGAACCACAGGUAGCAGAGGAGAAGAUGGGGCUAUUGGACUCAAAGGACACAAAGGCGCCCGGGGUACAGGCAUCCUGGGGCUUCCUGGGCCAAAAGGGCAAAAGGUAGAAAAUGUUCUCCCUAUUUUGCAUUCCUUAAUACUUCAUUACUUCAACUUCAAUACGUAUGUGUUGUAUUAUCACAGGGAGAGCCUGGAUUUGGAAGUAAUGCUGCAUGUAAAGGAGAGAAGGGAAAUGUUGGAUUUCCUGGUCCACCAGGUAACCCCGGGCCAACAGGAUCUCCAGGAGACAGUGGAGCCCCUGGAAUUCCAGGUGAACACUAAUUUAGUGAUCACAGUUAUUGCUAGUGCUCUUAUAAUGAUAUUUGUUCAUGUAGUUCUUUUUAUCUUUCUAACUUUUUUCUAUGUGCCUGUUUCAGGGCCCCUAGGUUCACCUGGUCAACCAGGCUUGCACGGUGCCCCUGGACCUCCUGGACCUACAGGCCCAAAUGGAGAUCAAGGGACUCCUGGUCCUCCUGGUCCUCUUGGACUUGUUGGCCAAAAAGGCAACCAUGGUCGGGAUGGCUUUCCUGGACCACCAGGUCUAAAGGGAGAUAACGAUUGUACGAACAGCAUUCCAGGCACAAAGGGACAUAAAGGGCAAGCAGGCGAGUAUUUAAAUAAACACUGUACCUACAUUCUAACCGUAACUAUUUUGCAUAAUUCCAGUGUAUUUUUUGUUCACCAAUUUGGAAACAGGGGACUUAAGGGUAAACCAGGUAAUGGGUUUCCCGGUCCUAUGGGAAAUAAGGGACCCCCAGGGCCACCGGGACCUUAUGGUUCUCCUGGACAUCCUGGGGCACCAGGAGAAUGUUUAUCUGGGGGAAAAGGAGAACCUGGUCUUUCUGGGAGACCUGGAAAUCCUGGGCCACAAGGCCCCAGAGGCCCUCCAGGACUUUCCCUAAUGAAAGGGGACAAGGGAGACAGGGGAUUGCCCGGUAGGCCAGGUCUUAAUGGAGAGAGGGGAAUCCAAGGACACCCUGGUCUUCCGGGACCUGCUGGUGUUCCUGGUGCUCAUGGGACAAACGGGGACCCAGGGCUUCCUGGCCUUCCUGGCUCUCCUGGAGAACCGGGAGAUCCAAACUACAAUCUUGGACGGAAAGGUGAACCUGGAUUUAAAGGUGUUCCUGGACCACCAGGUCCAGAUGGACCUAGUUCUUGUACACCAGUAAUUACUCUGCCAGGGGAUCCUGGGCCAGGGGGAAACCCUGGAGAUCGUGGGCCCUCUGGAUUUGCUGGGUCACCUGGAAUACCAGGGCCAACAGGCUUGCAAGGCCCCAGGGGACCUCCGGGCCAAGAUGUUCCAGGACACCCCGGCUUCCCUGGACAUAAAGGAGAUAAAGGAGCACCUGGACUACCAGGGCCAGAUGGCUAUGCGGGGCAGCCAGGAAAGAAGGGUGCUCAAGGGCCUCCAGGAAAGGCAGCACAAGGAGCUCUCGAUAGCUUCCUUCUGACCAGACACAGCCAGAAUAUCCAAGUUCCCAACUGCCCACAAGGAACCACUUUCAUUUAUUCAGGAUACUCACUGCUGUUCAUCCAUGGGAAUGACAGGGCACAUGGACAAGACUUGGGAACAUCAGGUAGCUGCCUGCCUCGUUUCUCCACCAUGCCCUUUCUCUUCUGCGAUACGGAGUACACCUGUCGCUAUGCCUCGCGUAACGACUACUCGUACUGGCUGUCCACGGAUGAGCCCAUGCCCACCAAAAUGGAACCGAUCAGGGGGGACAUUCUGGCGAGAUACAUCAGCAGAUGUUCGGUGUGUCAGAGCACAGCCAAUACCAUCGCCAUACACAGUCAGACUACACAGACACCCAAGUGCCCCCAAGGCUGGUUUUCACUCUGGACUGGCUACUCCUUUGCCAUGCAAACCGGUGUGGGUGCUGAGGGCUCAGGACAGUCCCUCAUCUCUCCUGGUUCCUGCCUAGAGCAUUUCAGACAAGUCCCUUUCAUCGAGUGUCAUGGCCGGGGCACGUGCAACUAUUACCCUGACUCCUACAGCUACUGGCUGGCUUCCCUCGACGUAGAACAGGUGUUUAGUACACCCAAGCCCAAAACAGUGAAAGGACUAGCCAUGACGAGUGUCAUCAGUCGCUGCCGUGUCUGUAUGAAAAUCAACUAAAAGCAACUUACUAUAAUAUAUUAAAUUUCCUGUUAUCACGUACACGAUAGCAGGUUUUCUCCUUCUUCAAGUUAAUAAGACAAAAAAAA